GCAGGGCCGCGUCGUGUCCUGCUCCGCCGGCGAGUCGCACACGCUGUUCGUCACGAGCGAGGGGGAGGUCUGGUCCUGGCUGGACGACGCCGCCGUGCGCACCACCCUGUCUGGCCUGGAGCGGCCGACGGCGAGGGCCGUCCUGGGGCUCCCCAAGGUGGCCCGGGUUGCGUGCGGCUGGCACCACACGCUGGCGCUCACGGAGGACAGGCGCGUCUACACCUUCGGCGUGGGCUGCUUCGGGCAGCUCGGCCUGGGAGCCUGCAGGCACUGCCCGUCCCCCUCUCAGGUGGCGCUGCCCGCGCAAUGCGACAAGGCCGUCGUGGACGUCGCGGCGGGCUUCGCCAGCUCGUUCGCCGUAACCACCCAGGGCUGGGUGUACGCCUGGGGCGCAAACGAGAAGUGCCAGCUCGGGCUGGGCGACAGCAUGGAGGGCAGCGCCACGCCGAAACCUAUAGACGCCCUCUCCCGCGUCAAGGUUGUCCAGGUGUCGGCGGGGUUCAGCCACACCGCGUGCGUCACCAGCGACGGCCUCGUGUAUCUCUGGGGCUACGGGGCCUACGGCCAGCUCGGCUUCGCCUUCAACGACGUGCGCUCCUCGGCGCUGCUGGGCGCGCAGGCCGGCGUGGCGCCGCUCAGCUCCUGCGGCAGCGGUGUGGGCGCCCCCCCGCAGGCCUCCGCCGGCGAGGCCGUAGGGGCGAGCCUGGUGGGCCACUCUCGCCCGUGGGUCCAGGUCUGGCCGCGGCGGUGCGUCAGCGGGCCGUUCGCGGCGCGGAGGUGCACGGAGGUGCAGUGCGGAGCGUACCACACCAUCCUGCAGGCCUCCAGCGAGCUCCUGGGGCCGCCGGCGCUGGUGGAGCCCGAGGUGCUGCUGCCGGCACCCCUUGAGCUCAGCGACAUGCCGGCCGCGGCCAGCGUGACCGCAGGGAAGGAGGAGGACCCGGCUGGCAUGGUGCUCCCGCCGGGGGCCGGCCUCGUGGAGAGCCCGAAGACGGUUUUGCGUCAGGGCGCAGGCCUCGCCGCCCGCAGCGCGGAGGCCUUCCGGCUGCUCGCCGGGCUCUUCUGGGACACCGGCCCCCCCGUCAAGCGCCCAGCGCCUGCGCCCACGCCUGGGCCCGCAGCACCCACGGCCUGGACCGCCGAGGAGGGCGAGUGGCGGCGGGCCCUGGCGCUCGCCCCCAGGCCGCCCGGACCCGGCGGCGGCGCGGGGUGCGGCGCACACCCGCUGGAGAAGCUGCCCCAGGAGGAGGAGGGGUCCUGCGUGAUGCGGGUGGACUCGACCGCCCUGACCGGCCCCGCGGUGUGGGACGAGGUGGACGAGGCGGUGCACCGGGCGUUCUGCGACGGCUCGGCCGCGGACACGUCGGUGAAGCUGGACCUGGCCGUGCUCGUGCAGAACAUCGGCAGCAUCGCCUCGCCAGACCUGCCGGACGGCGCUCCGCCCGCUGGGCGGACGCUGGAGGGGGAGAGCGAUGGUGGGCAUCAGUCGGCGGCGCGCGCCAUGGUGGCCAUGGUGGCCCUAACCCGAGGCUCCAGUUGUUGUGUCCGCAGCUUGGUUGGAUCACAGGUCCUGCAAUUUUGGCAGUGCGUGGGGCGUUUGCGGGGCCAGACGCUUUUUCGGGCACCGUUUUUUUAUUCUAGUCCGCGUGAGGGAUGAAGGUGGCCUUGGUGCUUCUCCCCCCUGUCUGCACGCGCCCAGCGCAGUUGGCGUGCGCGCGAUGCCGCGUGCAGGUGCCGCGCCCAGCCCCCAAACCCGUGAACUAUGCUUGCUCAUGGCGCCC
Prorocentrum cordatum is the source of this 1781-nucleotide messenger RNA. The record is from the annotation of a GenBank genome assembly. Lineage: Eukaryota; Dinophyceae; Prorocentrales; Prorocentraceae.